Molecule: messenger RNA, 642 nt
Organism: Prorocentrum cordatum
Lineage: Eukaryota; Dinophyceae; Prorocentrales; Prorocentraceae
Source: the annotation of a GenBank genome assembly
AUGGCGUUUGAGCACCUUCAUCAACGCCGUAUUCUUUACCGUGACCUCAAGCCAGAGAACGUAUUGCUAGACACCAAUGGGUACGCGAAGGUCACGGAUUUUGGGCUGGCGAAGUUCGUGGUCGGGCACACGUACACCACGUGUGGCACCCCCGAUUAUUUCGCGCCCGAGAUGAUUAUGGGCAGUGGUCACACGCUUGCAGUGGAUUGGUGGACCCUUGGGGUCAUGACAUACGAGCUUAUCGUUUCUGACGCACCCUUCAGCGCUCAUGAGCACAUGGCGAUUUUCAAGAAGGUUAAGCGUGGCAUCGAGAGCGCGAAAUUUCCCAACAGGAGUGCCUCUUGGGCAAAGCUCGUCAUGGAGCUCUGCAAGCAGGAGCCUGGUCAGAGGCUCCCGAUGCGCAGAGGGGGCGUGAUGAAUAUCAAGCAGAGUUCGUGGUACUCGAGGGUGCAGUUCGAUUGGAGCAGUCUGGCAGCGCGCACGAUGGUUCCACCGUACAUUCCCCAGGUGAAGUCCAAGUCCGACGCGUCAAACUUCGAGCCUUGCUCAGAGAGCGACGGACCUCCACAUAUUCCAUACGUCGAUCCUGGCACGGGCUGGGACGAGGGAUUCGGAGACCCACACGGGCCAGCAUUCGACUGA